GCAAGCAGUGCUGGGCCGAUUCUAUAAAAGAGGGAGAAGAGAGCCGUAAACACCACAGGGAGAUCGGAAUCUAGGGCUGUGGAAGGGGAUUCGGGGCUUCCAGGUUUCUGCAUCCCCUUCUUUUCAGGCUUUUAUAUAAGGCCAUUGCUUUCCAACUUCAGCUACAGUGAUAGCUAAGUUUGGAAAGAAAGGGAAAGAGAAGUCGGUUGUUGUGUCCAUUAUAGUCAACAUUUAGUAACGUCAAACCUGAUCGAUCAUAUCGCUAUAUGAUAUUAUCAUGACAAAAGCAAAGGAUACAAAGUCUGCAGGAUGUUGUGGAUCCUGUGUCAGCUAUUUUACCUCUGCAAAAUUUCUCAUGUAUGUUGGACAUGCUCUUUCCACGUGGGGAGAUCGCAUGUGGCACUUUGCUGUCUCACUGUUCUUAGUGGAACUGUAUGGAAACAGUUUGCUUCUUACGGCUGUUUAUGGACUUGUGGUUGCAGGCUCUGUCCUUCUUCUUGGAGCUAUCAUUGGAGACUGGGUUGAUAAAAACCCACGACUGAAAGUGGCGCAGACUUCGUUAAUUGUGCAAAAUGUUUCUGUUAUAAUUUGUGGCAUAAUCCUGAUGGUGGUUUUCUUGUACAAGACCGAACUUUUGUCAAUGUAUCAAGGGUGGCUCUUGACCCUCUGCUAUAUCCUGGUUAUUACUAUAGCAAAUACUGCAAAUCUGGCCAGCACAGCUACUGCCAUCACAAUUCAGAGGGACUGGAUUGUUGUUGUUGCAGGAGAAGACAGGAGCAAAUUAGCAGACAUGAAUGCAACAGUGAGGCAAAUCGACCAGCUGACAAACAUAUUGGCUCCAUUGGCGGUUGGACAGAUAAUGACCUUUGGUUCACCUGUUAUAGGAUGUGGAUUCAUUGCUGGUUGGAACUUGGUGUCUAUGUGUGUAGAAUAUUUGCUACUUUGGAAAGUUUACCAAAAGACACCAGCCUUAGCUAUUAAGUCUUGCAAAAAAUGUGAUGAUGAAGAACUUAAGCAAUUAAAUAUAAAAGUUAUAGAUGCAAACUCCAACAACAGUGAAAAACCUACUGAAGAUGUUCAACUCAUGGGAGAGAAAAGUGUUGUGGCAACUGGAACUUCAGAAACGUCUAUAUGUAGUAAAAAAAUUGCAGAGCCUUUUCGCACAUUCCGAGACGGAUGGGUUGCAUACUACAACCAAUCAGUGUUUUGGGCUGGCAUGGGUCUUGCUUUCCUUUACAUGACUGUCCUUGGCUUUGACUGUAUCACCACUGGGUAUGCUUACACACAAGGACUAAGUGGCUCUCUUCUCAGUAUCCUUAUGGGUGCAUCUGCCAUUUCUGGAAUUAUUGGAACUGUGGCAUUUACCUGGCUAAGGAAAAGAUGUGGUCUAAUUCGUACUGGAUUCAUUUCAGGCAUAGCUCAAGUCAGCAGCCUUGCCCUAUGUGUGGUCUCAGUCUUUAUGCCUGGAAGUCCAUUGGAUCUUACUGUUUCUCCAUUUCAAGACAUUGGUACUCGCUUUCUUGAAGGAGAGUCCUUACCUACAGUAUCUCCAGGUGGUGUUCUCCAUGAGUCCUUCACAAUCGGCAUACAAAAUAUCUGGAAUAACUCCAGCUCAGCAACCAGUAAACCAGAUGUUUCAAGUCCAUUGACCUCAGUCAGUUUUCUUUUUGCUGGAGUUAUUGCAGCUAGAGUUGGUCUUUGGUCCUUUGAUCUGACAGUAACCCAGCUUCUUCAAGAAAAUGUCAUCGAGUCUGAAAGAGGCAUUAUAAAUGGUGUCCAGAACUCUAUGAAUUAUCUUCUGGAUCUUCUACAUUUCAUCAUGGUGAUUUUGGGACCCAACCCAGAAGCCUUUGGCUUGCUAGUUCUUAUUUCGGUGUCAUUUGUUGUCAUGGGCCACAUAAUGUAUUUUCGAUUUGCUUACAAAAAUGUUGAAAUGCUGUUAUUUUCUUGCUCUUCUUCAGAGCUGAAAACAGUGGCAAGUGAUCAGCAAUGCGGAAAUUCUUCUGUUUAAAAGGGCAAUAAGUUCAGUAACCAUUUAUCAUAUUAUGUUGUGCAUGUGUUCUCUAGAUGUGUUAGUGCUUGUUUUAUUAAACAUACUUGGGAAAUAUAAAAAAAACACAUCAAAUAUUGUGGUAGAGAUCCUCAACUAUGUUGAUUUGGCUUAUUUCUUUCUCAAAUGCUCCAAAGGCUAGCAUCACAAUUAAUUGUAGCACUAUGUUUGGGAUAUCAGUAAAUGUUCCCAACAUUUUCUUUAACUUUUUCACAGGCCAAUAGAUGUAUUCUGGCCAAACACAUUCCAAAAGAAUGCUUUAUUAAUAAUAUAUCAGUCUAAAUUUGCUGUGAUAAAAAACUAACAAAAUUAACUGAUUUUCAAUGUAACUUUAUGCAAAAAAUUAAUGGUAGGGGGCACAUUCCAUAAACCCCCAAGUAGACCAUUGCAAAAACUUGGUGUGAACCUUCUUAACAUUUAUACUAAGCAUUUUCUAGAUACUAUGAUUUCAGUCUCACAGUAAAGGUUUUUAUUUGUAUAAUGAUUUCAUAAUUAAAUCAAUGAAUAUGAAAACCAAAGUUUGCAUUUGUUUAAAAUUUACAUAGAAAUAAUGACCAUUGUUUUAUCACGUAUAAUCAUAUUGCAAAAAGUGUCUGAAUCAUGGUUAUGUGACACUAAAAUGGAGGUUAUGAAAUAGUUUUAUCUUCAUUUAUAUCACUGCAGGUGUAAACAUUGUCAUACAUAUUUUGAUGUACUGCAUUUAAAGGGUUUCUGUCACCCCAAUUUUCGCUAAUAAACAGGCUGACAUUAUUUAUGUGAAUGUCACCUGAAUUUUUUUAA
Molecule: messenger RNA, 2830 nt
Organism: Bufo gargarizans (Asiatic toad)
Lineage: Eukaryota; Metazoa; Chordata; Amphibia; Anura; Bufonidae
Gene: SLC40A1
Product: solute carrier family 40 member 1
Exons: 8
Coding region: 278-2011 (577 amino acids)
Biological process (GO): iron ion transmembrane transport
Cellular component (GO): basolateral plasma membrane
Molecular function (GO): peptide hormone binding; iron ion transmembrane transporter activity
Source: RefSeq, a predicted model, not a curated record